This is a messenger RNA of Ogataea haglerorum, 243 nucleotides long. RefSeq lists its product as uncharacterized. The coding region runs from base 1 to 243 and encodes 80 amino acids. The record is from RefSeq and is a predicted model, not a curated record. Lineage: Eukaryota; Fungi; Ascomycota; Pichiomycetes; Pichiales; Pichiaceae. The transcript has 2 exons.
AUGGCUACCACGUUCUGUGAGCAAACCAGGUCUGUUGAAACGAUGGUGUUUUUUUGUGUUAAUGUGUGCAAUAUUCAAAGGCCAGGGCUCGUGAGCAUCGAGAUCCAGCCUCUGCAAUUGCGAGUCGAUAUAUGGGAUUCGUUUACCACAGUACGCCACAGAACAGGCCUGUCGGCCGAGGCGAGUAUGGUGAUAAAUCCCAAACCAGUUCCGCUAAGAAACAAUGACCACAUUGCGUCUUAA